CGGCCGGAGCCGGCAGGAUGUUCUUCUCCGGCGACCCGACCUCGCGGAAGCGGGUCGACAUGGGCGGCCGGAGCAACAAGGAGCGCGACCGCCAGGUGCUGCUCGAGCAGACGCGCGAGGAGCGGCGCCGCCGCCUGGCGAUGCGCCUACAGAACUCAUCCGCCACCAAGAUCCAGAAAUGCUUCAGAGGGAAGAGGGCAUUCGAACUGGCGCGCUCCGAAGUUCGAGAAAACUUCUGCUCUACUUUUGGGGAGCACUGCCAGAGGGUAGAUAGGAACUGCUUCAGCGCUAAUUCUGACUUUCUUCGUCAACUGCUCUUCUUCUUCAAUGCAAGUAAAGACGAUGAUAUUGCUAUACUUUCUCAAGUCUGCAACUUACUUCUGCAGUAUGUUAAAAAUGGAGAUGCCGUAAGCCUCUUCGCUGGUUUAAAUUACUCCUCAGUGGAACCUCUUGUGAUACAUAGGGUAAAAAAACUCGCACUCAUCUGUGUGUAUGCAGUCCAUCAGAAGAGGUAUGAUUGGAGUAACCAACUUUUGAUGUCAGUGGAAAGCACAGAAAUGCCCUUUGUCCGAUUAUUAGAAGCUGUGACUUGUUUGUUAAAUCCUAAACUACCGUGGAUUUGCAAAGUUGUUGGGUAUCUUCAGCACAAAAGGAUCUAUUGCUUAUUUCGGGGGAUUAUUAUUGCAGUACCGCAAAAUGCAAGAAAUUUGGAGCACCACCAUAAUACAUCUGCGCUGGAGCAAGCUCUCAUGCUUGUUGCUUCGCAUGUUGGCGAUGAUCCAUGCUGCUGUCCAAUUGUCGAUCCAAGAUGGAGUUUUUCCUCGCAACUUCUAUCCAUUCCUUUUCUCUGGCAUCGUUUGCCGCACUUCAAGAAGGUUUUCGCUGCUAAUGGGCUCAGCAAAUAUUAUAUCCAUCAGAUAGCUUGCUAUUUGCCUAGUCGUGCUGAUGUUCUUCCAAAGGAUAUAUCAGUUAAUCAUCCAGGAUAUGCUUGUGUUCUAGCAAAUGUACUUGAAGCUGCAACCUGGAUUUUGGCUGAACCAAUGUUCGCUUCUGAUAGAGCAGCUGACAUCAUUGCUGUUUCUACGUCAUUGCUGGAUGCGUUGCCAAUGAUCACAUCCCCUACUGAAAGAGCAGAUGAGGACGAUGACAUGCCCAUGGACGUUGAUGUUAAAGGUGGUCUUGAUAUUGAUUUGCAAAAACAGAUAACUGCAGCAUUUGAUUCAAAUACACGAUUACUCGAUCAUUUGGUGAAUGCACUGUUCAGAGGCACAUUAAGCACAAACUAUUCUGAUCUAUCUGGACCAUCAGAUGCUGAAGUGGAAGCUGUAGGGUCCAUUUGUGCUUUCCUUCAUGUCAUGUUCAACACACUGCCUCUAGAUGUAACUAUGACUGUGCUGGCCUACCGUACCGAAAUUGUUCCUGCACUAUGGAAUUUUAUAAAGCGAUGCCAUGUAAACCAAAGAUGGCCAUAUUUUUCCAAGAAUAUCUCUCCAUUGCCUGCAGAUGCUCCUGGUUGGCUACUGCCAGUGUCCGUAUUCUGUCCCAUAUACAAGUACAUGUUAAAGAUUGUUGAUAACGAGGAAUUCUAUGAACAAGAGAAACCUCUUUCACUUAAGGAUUUGAAGUCCCUGAUUCUCAUUUUAAAGCAGGCUUUAUGGCAACUUCUUUGGAUUAUUCCUUCACACACCUCUUCUACUCAGAAGCCAUUACCUAAUCCUUUAGGCCUUAAGAAAAUGUCGAUUGAUAAUCUCAAGAGCCGGGCUAGGACUGGGUUAUCUGAGUUACUCAUACAGUUACAAGACUGGAACAACCGACUCCCAUUCACUUCCGAUAGUGAUUUCUAUUCCCAAGAAGCAACAAGCGAAAAUUUUGUCUCUCAGGCAAUACUUGGCAACACUCGAGCAUCAGAGAUUAUAAAGCUUGCCCCCUUUUUGGCGCCUUUUACCAUCAGAGUCAAGAUAUUUACUUCACAAUUGGCAAAUUCUAAACAAUCAACGACGUCCCAUUCUUCCUUGACAAGACACCGGUUCAAGAUAAGAAGAAGUCGACUUCUGGAAGAUGCUUUUGACCAGCUAAGCUUGCUCUCUGAAGAAGAUCUUAAAGGACCAAUUCGAGUAUCAUUUGUUAAUGAGCAUGGUGUGGAAGAAGCUGGAAUUGAUGGAGGCGGAAUUUUCAAAGAUUUCAUGGAAAAUAUCACUCGUGCUGCGUUUGAUGUGCAGUAUGGCUUGUUCAAGGAAACGGUCGAUCAUCUUUUGUACCCCAACCCUGGAUCGGGAUUGGUUCACGAACAGCAUCUGCAGUAUUUCCAUUUUCUUGGAAGUCUCCUCGGGAAGGCGAUGUAUGAGGGAAUACUUGUUGACUUGCCAUUUGCUACCUUCUUCUUGAGCAAGCUGAAAGAGAAGUCCAACUUCUUGAAUGAUCUGCCUUCACUGGAUCCAGAGUUGUAUCGACAUCUUCUGUUUUUGAAGCAUUACCAAGGCGACCUCUCAGAUUUGGAGCUGUACUUUGUUAUUCUGAAUAAUGAAUAUGGCGAACAAUCAGAAGAAGAGCUGCUUCCUGGUGGGAGAGAGAUGCGUGUUACUAAUCAGAAUGUUAUUAUGUUUAUCCACCUUGUUGCUAACCAUCGAUUAAACUAUCAGAUUCGUGGACAAAGUAGACAUUUUUUAAGAGGUUUUCAACAACUUGUACCGAAGGAAUGGAUCGAUAUGUUCAAUGAACAUGAAAUUCAGCUUCUCAUAUCUGGUUCCGUGGAAAGUUUGGACAUUGAUGACUUGCGUUUGAACACCAACUAUUCCGGAGGUUAUCAUCCGGACCAUGAGAUCAUUGAUAUGCUCUGGGAGGUUUUAAAGAGCUUCAGUUCAGAUAAUCAGAAAAAGUUUCUCAAGUUUGUGACUGGAUGUUCUCGUGGGCCACUCCUUGGAUUUGAGUACCUUGAUCCAAAAUUUUGCAUUCAAAGAGCUGGUGUCCCUGGUGUGGAGGAGCAUGGAGACCGGUUGCCCACCUCAGCUACUUGCAUGAACCUUCUUAAGCUCCCUCCUUACAAAACCAAGGAGCAGUUGCAAACCAAACUGUUGUACGCGAUAAAUUCAGAAGCCGGUUUCGACCUGAGCUAAUUGCCUUGUGGAUUCAAACAUUGUGCACAGUGUAGAUAGUUGCUAGAUAAUAGCUUAAAAGGCACUCAGGGCCGAAGAACCGACCAUUCAGGCCAAAUUGGAAGCCCCAUAAACAGAAAUCAUAGGUUUCUUAGAGUGUCUUGGAGGAAAUCAAGGGGAGGCACCUGCAGUAGUUGCUGAUAGAUAGAACUAUGACCACAGGGCGGUAAAAGCAAGCAAAUGCGGAUGCUGUUGUAAGCAGCCAAGAACAUGUACAUAUGUAUUUUAUUCGUUGUGGUUGAAGUUCCCUGAACAUUUUCA
Lolium rigidum is the source of this 3413-nucleotide messenger RNA. Its product is annotated as E3 ubiquitin-protein ligase UPL6-like. The record is from RefSeq and is a predicted model, not a curated record. Gene Ontology annotation, biological process: protein polyubiquitination; ubiquitin-dependent protein catabolic process. The transcript has 26 exons. Bases 18 to 3113 code for a protein of 1031 amino acids. Gene Ontology annotation, molecular function: protein binding; ubiquitin protein ligase activity. Lineage: Eukaryota; Viridiplantae; Streptophyta; Magnoliopsida; Poales; Poaceae.